This is a messenger RNA of Rhincodon typus (whale shark), 6771 nucleotides long. Its product is annotated as phosphoribosyl pyrophosphate synthase-associated protein 2. Gene Ontology annotation, cellular component: cytoplasm; ribose phosphate diphosphokinase complex. The transcript is spliced from 11 exons. Gene Ontology annotation, biological process: purine nucleotide biosynthetic process; 5-phosphoribose 1-diphosphate biosynthetic process. Lineage: Eukaryota; Metazoa; Chordata; Chondrichthyes; Orectolobiformes; Rhincodontidae. The coding region runs from base 200 to 1273 and encodes 357 amino acids. The record is from RefSeq and is a predicted model, not a curated record. Gene Ontology annotation, molecular function: magnesium ion binding; ribose phosphate diphosphokinase activity.
GUCGUCAGGGGUGUGGCUAGGUUGCUACGGGAGGUGCCCUGGUCGUUAGGGGCGGGCGCGCUCUCGCGUGUACGGGAACGCGCGGUGGCAGCCUCGAGUUAGUAGGCAGUGUUGGCGGGUGCAGGUGAAUUGACAUUGGGUGGUGUUGGGGUUCGGAAAAAAGAUCAUAUCGAGAGGAGGCUUAUAGGACCCAUCGGCCAUGAAUGUAACCAAAGGUGGUCUGGCACUGUUCUCUGCCAAUUCAUGUACAGCCUACACAGAAUUGGCCAGAAAGAUUUCAGAGCGACUUGGCGUAGAACCGGGUAAAGUUCAAGUCUACCAAGAAGCUAACAGAGAAACAAUAGUACACAUUCAGGAAUCUGUCCGAGGAAAAGAUGUGUUUAUUAUUCAGACUGUUUCAAAGGAUGUCAAUACCACCAUUAUGGAACUCCUUAUCAUGAUCUAUGCCUGUAAGACCUCAUGUGCCAAGAAUAUCAUUGGUGUAAUCCCUUACUUUCCAUACAGUAAGCAAUGUAAAAUGAGGAAAAGAGGUUCCAUUGUGUCCAAGCUUCUUGCAUCCAUGAUGUGUAAAGCCGGCUUGACUCACUUGAUUACAAUGGAUUUGCAUCAGAAAGAAAUCCAGGGAUUUUUCAAUAUUCCAGUUGAUAAUCUGCGAGCAUCUCCAUUCCUCCUACAAUACAUUCAGGAAGAGAUCCCUGAUUACAGAAAUGCAGUGAUUGUCGCAAAGUCACCAGCAUCUGCCAAAAGAGCACAGUCUUUUGCUGAGCGAUUACGUUUAGGAAUUGCCGUUAUACACGGUGAAGUGCAGGAUGCAGAGUCAGAUUUAGUUGAUGGCCGGCAUUCACCACCAACAGUGAAAAAUGCAGCUGCUAUACACCCCAGCCUGGAAAUACCUAUGGCGAUUCCAAAGGAAAAGCCUCCAAUCACAGUUGUUGGAGAUGUAGGAGGAAGAAUAGCUAUUAUUGUGGAUGACAUAAUUGAUGACGUUGAUAGCUUUUUAGCAGCUGCAGAUACAUUGAAGGAGAGAGGGGCUUACAAAAUCUAUGUAAUGGCAACUCACGGGCUUUUGUCAUCUGAUGCACCCAGAUUGAUAGAAGAAUCUGCAAUUGAUGAGGUGGUAGUAACCAAUACAAUCCCACAUGAAAUCCAGAAACUCCAGUGCCAUAAAAUAAAGACCGUUGACAUCAGCAUGAUCUUAUCUGAGGCCAUUCGAAGAAUCCACAAUGGUGAAUCAAUGUCAUAUCUAUUCCGAAAUAUUGGUAUGGAUGAUUGAAAUGAUCCCUAAGGCCACCUUGAAGUGCACCUUUACUUUACUUGGCAAGAAAAUGUCGUGAUUCACUGGUGCAAAAUCUUAAGUUUCUAUCAAAAAGGCCAACUUUGUAAAGUGAAUUUUUAAGUAACCUUGCUGAAUAUGGAGACUUAACUGCGUAAUACUUCAGAUUUCCUUUGCUGUUUUGUAAAAGCUAAGAAGUAUGACCAAAAUCCCUGUUUGUUUUAAUUGCUUUUGUAUUUAGGAGUAUUGUAUUAUGUUUUGCAUGUCUUGGCUACAUAUUUGCUCUUGAAGAUAACCUGCUCCAAGCUAAAAGAUGGCAGCACAAAAAAAAGGAAUAAACAUAAGCACCUGAAAUAGCCAACCUGAAUUGUGCAAACUUGCUAUCUUGUGACUAUAUUUCAAUAUUCUUUAUUGAUAUAAAGCACUUUGGGAUGUUUUGAGGUUAUGAAAGGUGCUAUAUAAAUGCAAGUUCUUUGUAUAAACUGGGUUUUUUUGAUAAGUAAAUGUUACAUAUUGCAGAUAGUGAAUCAGUUGAAUAAUUAAAUUACUUGGUUUUUCCUUUUCUCGAAGGUAUAAAUUUUAAAUGAUCUAUCUAGCUUUUAACCCAUUUUGAAAGUCUUUAAAAGUUUUUUUUAAAAAUUAUAAUAAAAUAUUGCCAUCCUUUCCAGGAUUAUCCUGAUGAACCUCCUGCUUAGUGCUGCAUUUUCUUAAGAAGCGCAGUUCUACAACUAACAUGGUCCUCAAUUAUUAGUCAUGCACUCAGAAUCUUGCCUUUUUGUGCAUUUGGCCCUGGGGCAUUGGAAUCAGUUUGUUUUCUUACAAUGUAAUUGACCAUGCACUAGACAAAAUGCUGAUAACAGCUAAGAGUGGGAUAGCUGAUUAUACAUCCUUUCUUCCCUCUGCAGCCCAAGGACAUUGGGAGCAAUUGUGAUGAUUACUACCUGCUAACAUCACAUUCUGUAGAAACCUUUUUAAUCAUAUUGCUAAAUUCUACACUGUAGUUUCUUUAAAAAACUGCACCAUGUUGGGAGCUGUUCAUUUUGUUUCCAAACUUUAUUUUCUAUAUCACUCAUGGCAAAAUUGUGGAGCUGCAAUUUUCAAAGUCUUUAAAAUCUGUACAACCAUUUAAUUUGUGCAGGAGGAUAAUUUCUAGAAGGAAUUAUUGGUUUUGUGGCAUAAGUUGGGAAAACAGUUACAUAGUUUUGUACUUGGUUGUGUAGAUGCCAAUUCAUACAUCAAUGCAAGAUCGGUGCAAAGAGCCUAAAAUGUACUUGGUUACUUUUGACAUUGAAUUGCUGUUUGUCAUUUUGGUAAGUUGGUAGCUUUGGAUUUUCCUUCUAGAAGUGUAAGAUGGUGAAAUAACUCAACUCAUUUAUCAUGCAUUAAGUAUCCUUUCCUGUAAGAAUACUAGUCAGUUUUGUGAACUAGAUCUAUUAACAUUGACAAAAUGUGAGAUCAGUUGGCUUAGGUAAGUUUCAGUUUGUGUUGGACUGCUUCAAUGAACAUGCAAUUGAAUUAAUGAAAUAAUCAGUCAUCAAUUUAAACAAGAAAUGCACAGCAGAUCAGUCAGCACCUGAAGAAGAAAUUAACACUUGGUUACAACCAUGUCAACACAAGGAAUAAGAGUUUUUGUUGAAGAUUAGUUAUUCUAAAGGGAAUUUCUUUGUACUGUAAUUUUUCUAUUCUUUUUCCAUGGUUUGCAAAGAUCUGAGACCAGGUAGUAAGAUAUGAUUUGCUUGCAGUAGUAAACAUGGCUAACAUGCUGCCUUUUUUAAAAAAUAUCUAAUGGACAUUUUAGGAUAAAAAACUACUUGCAGAGCCAUGAAUCUUUAUUGUGGCAGUCUAUUUGUGAAACAUUAAUGAAGCAGAAGUGGACUUUGGUGUUAUUCUACAAUAUUAUUUGAUUCCUUGAUGGAAUUAUAUUUGUAACAUAAUGAGACUCUAGUAUUAAAUUUAGUUAAAUUGCCAUUUCCAGCCCAGGAAUAAGUCUUGACCUCAAGUCUUCCUAAUUACUACAUAAGAAUUUUCUUUUCCCCAAGCCCUACACCAACCAUUCUGGAAUGGAAUUACUGUUGAUUGUUGUCAAUUUUCACCAUUAAUAGAGAUCACAUUGGGAAAUUGAAUGCAGUGGCCCAGUACACUUUAGUGAAGAGGAAACAGGUACAUCUCUGGAUCUUGUGUUAGUUUCACUCUUGGUCAGAAACUGAGUAUGUGCGGCCUUGGAGCAUCAAUCAAUGUACAUGUUCUUGACUUAACUAGACAGAUCAGGAUCUGCUGCCUGUACCCCACACUACCUGGUUAAUAAGAAGCUGGCUUGGUCUUAAGUCCUGUGAAGACUUUUUCCCUAUCGUUCUCAUUUUAAUGAGUAUCUUUCCUCCCUGACUCCUACCAUCACUUAAAAUGAGCAGUUUUUGGGCAAGGCCAUAUCAUUCCGAAACUUUGUCUCCCAGCAGCUUGUAAGCCAUAGGCUUGUCAUGCUUCUUCUGUAAGGAGGUGGAUUGGGAGCCUUUGGUGCCUCUGUUAAUAAUAAAAAAUCUUCUGUGAUCUUGUCCAUUGUUACAUGGAGAGACAGAUGUGUCUUUUGUCUGUGUUUAGUUGUAACAAGCUAUAUUCGCUAUCUUGGGAGCAAAUAGGAUUAAUGGGCAUCUUAUCUCAUAAUCAUGAGGGAACAGCACCAUCCUCUGGAUGAUUUAAAAAUAGCAAUCGUAUUACACAAUAGGUAAGAAAGAUAAUAUUGAAGUGUUACCAAUGCAGUGAUGUAUAUUUUAGAACUUGUCACAGUUGGCUAUCAGAUUGAAAAUGUUACACUUUCUAUUCUGACAGGCAAAAACAAAUCAAAAGCAAACUCAAUAAAAAUGACUGUCUUUGCAAAUGUUGAUCAUAGGCAAAGCUGGAGAUUUGCUACAGAAGCUGCUGAUCAUAAAAAAUUUCAGAGGUCAUCCCUGAAUUGAUUUCAGAGUAUUUCAUAAGAGAAAUUGGCAUCAAAUUGUCCUUUGGAUCUAUUUAUAAAAGUUACAUUUAUCCUUGGAAGAAAUUGGUUUUGCUAAUAACAUGAAGAACUGUGUAUUGUGGCAUACUACUACAUCUAUGACAAAGCAAAUCCUCCGUCUUGCCAUGAGCAUGGCUACAGAAGUUCCUUUAUUGCAAACAAAUAUCAAUUAUAUCAAUACAAUAAAUGCAGAAAGCUUAUCUAGCUGUCUAUUGAUUCUUUCAUCCGAUUUAAAUGCCUGAUACUUGGAGUUAACUAUUAAAACAAUGCUGGCAUAUAUUUGCACCUUGUGGUGUUUCUUGUCAUCAGCUGUCUGGUUCACUUUUCACCAGAUAGCAUGAAAUUCUUGUCUGGCUUCUGUAUCUUGGAAAAUGGCUCACUGCAAAUUGUAUGUGCACUAAUCCAUGUUCAAAGUUUUUAUAAGUGACUUUCCCUUAGCAGGAUGCAGGUCCGUUUUUAAAAUGGGCACAUUUGGGACUUUCCAUACCUGAUGCAGUUCUCCGCGCUGGUGAAAGGGUCCAAUGUUAAAUCCAAACAUGCUUUUAAUUGCUAUACAAAUAUUUUUCACAGCUUGCCUUGUGCUUGGAGGAGGUUACUUGUCCAUUGUCUGUUUAUGCUAAACCUUAAAGUUGUUUGUUUAAAACUUCUUCAGGGGAAAAAAAAAUCAAUAUCCAAGUCUGCCUUUCUUUAAUCAACAUUGCGUAAAAUCCUUAUUUUUUUCUUCCCUUUUCUGCAUGAAAUGAAUUUUUUUGGGCUGGGAUUUGCAUGCUUCUCUUCAGCGUUUCUUCUCACGUUUUAAAUUUUUGAAUAUUGUUCUCAAAAUCCACACUCCUGUUUUCACAUAGGAAAUCUAGCUCAUUUAGAGACCCUGAAGGUACUAUUUGUACUUCAAAAUUGAAGAGCUAGAGUGCAAAUGUCCAAAAAUAAGUUGCAAAUUAAUAAUAAAUUUUUUUUAGGUGUUAUUACAAUAGAGAAUGUAAUGAAAGAUUCAUGAUUGUAAAUUGUCAUGUGCAAUUGUGCAGAUGAAAUUGGCAGUCUUUUGAAAGUAACUUUUUUAUUUUGUGUGUUUUGUUCUUUUUUUUUCUCUCUAAACUUCAGGAAGGUUUCCUGAUUAAUGGUCCAGUGACCAUUGAGACAGGUAGACUUUUUGUGUAUGUAUGAGGUAACGUUGCUGAAGAGUGGACCUCAGGGAUCGCACCAAAGACACCCCUGCUCCCGUCAUGUACAGCAUAGUAAUGUCUCCACCUCAGAAGAGAAUUCAAAACCAGAGCGUUCCCCUGGCUUUCUAAUAGAUUGAGUGCUUCACCAACUGUGCCCUGAACCAGUUUUAUAAAUAUCUUGUUUGCGUCUUAACCUGCUAAAUGUGUGAUCAACUGCAGACAAUGCAAACACUCUUUGGAAAAAAGAAAGCUGGUUAUUAUAUUUCUCUGAUAGAACUGUAUAAUUGAAUAAGACCAGAGACUAUCAUGAGAAAAUAGGCUUGGCAUGUUGCAUACUUUUGGGUUUUUAUAUAAUUUGAUUCCCAAUUGGGUGGUAAGUGUAUUCACUGAUAAAAGUAUGUAUUGACUGGUUUAACCGUUUUAAUUUUUUAAAUGUUAUAUUAAGUAAUUGGCAGUGGAAGUAGUACAGUGUUUACCAUUACUUGAUAGUUAUAAUUUGCUUGAUUUUGAUUAUUUAUUACAGUGCAAAUGUGUCAAUUUAAAAAGUUUUACUCUGCCAUUUCUUCCUGACUUCCCAGCUUUAAAUCGGGCAUUGUUUUAAAUGUAUUUCUUCCAUUCUGUUUAAUCAGUGAAACUGGCUGGAAGGACUUGAGAAACCAUUGAUCAAGUUCUGUUAACAUCAGUAGUGAUAGUCAUUGAUCCAAAGACUUUGAAGCUUCAUUUUCAGCUUUGUAUCUUUUGAGUGUUUAUGCUUGUCCAUCCAGUUUCAGUAAUGUGAUUACUGCUCCCCUGUUUAAGGCAAUCAUUCAAAAUUUAAAAAAAAACACAAAUGGGCAGAGUAAAAGUAUUGCAGCUUUUUUUUAAUGGCAGUUUGCAGUAGGACUAUUGCUGGAAAACAAAUUGAGGUUGUUCAUAUUCUUUUUAUGUAGGACUGAUAACAUCAGCUUGAAGAGAGAUUUUGCCUUUGAGCCUGGGCAAAAUCAACACCAAGGUCCCUGAAGUAAAAGGACAUGGUCUUUCUUGCAUAAUGCUCCAUCUCUAGCCAAUACUGCUGUGAUAAAAUCUAAUAAAGCUUUAAUAGGGAAGAUGAAUGCUUUUAAUUUAUUUAUUUUUAGAUUUUGAUGUCUUUGUAUAUUUAUAAUAGAAAUUUAAUCAUUAUACUUAGCUUUGCAAAGGUCUGCAAAAUACUGGAAAUUACUAUUAAAGAUUUCUGUGCACUUGCCCAUCUGUUACUUUGCAAUGGGUCACAAGGCCAUGUUUCCACAGAUUAUUGGUAUUCGUUUGUAAGUCAUGCAUUUAGCUGAAGUGUAUCAACGUUAAUUAAACAUUUGGAGAAAAAAAGCACAAAA